AUGUGUGCAUACACCUUUUGCCAAUUGCAAAUUUUGUAUGAACGCGUGGAAUUGUUGCGAGAAAAAUUCGAUUUUUCGUAUCUUAAUUGCGCGCAAAUUAAACCUAAAUAAAUGCAGUGGUUGGUGGAAAGUUUGAAAUUAAAAUAUGAAUCAAAAGGGAGCGCGAGAACAAAAUGAUAUAUCGAUAAUAAGGAAUCUGCCAAAGCGACUGCAACAGAGGAUCGUUGAAGAUGUUAGCGAUAACUCAUUGGUAACAGUUGAUGAUACAGCAAGGCAAAGUUCUAGCGGUCAACCUUCGACGUCCAAGGGAGGCGCAAAAAACGAUGAUAACGAUAAGAUGUCUAGGCGUUUUCUGCAAAAGCAGACGAGGCCAGGUAAUGCCAACCAGCAAGGUGAGAACGGAACCAUAGACGCUACGAGCAUUAAUUUUUUCUUGCAAAAGAAUGCGUCCUGUACCAGGACACUAAACAAAAACAAUUUCAAAAGAGAAACUGUGCCCGUUUUGGAAUCCAGCGGGAAAGAAGUUGCUAGCAAAGCAACUAAUAUCAAAGAUGUUACUCCAUCUACAAACUCAAAUGUUGGCAAUAGUUCAAUACCAGGAAUACUGCGUUUCAACGAUGCCAAGCAUAUAAAACUAAUUGCUGCAGAAAAAAAUAUAAACGGUAGUGAAAAAAAUGUUGGCCGAGACAACGGUAAAAAAACAACAACGCGUAUUCAUCAAAUCAGUGAACAGUUCACGAAAGCCGAAAACAUUUUAACAAAAUCACCCGCACGCCAGUUGCAACGACAACUGAAGCAACCACCUUGGUUCGAAAUGCUUACUGGCGUACAAUAUGUUGAACAUUUACCAAAACUUUACGAAAAGUUCACAUCGAUAUUACAGCAAAAUAAAGUCAUUGAGAAUUGGUCAGAGUUUAAUGAAGCACGCGUAGAGCUUCAAAACAUAUUUACGAAUCUGUUACUGCAGCAGUUGAAAUUAUGCUGUGAACAGAAAAUUGACACAUUUUUUUGGAAGUUGCUGUACUAUAAUGUGCGAGAAUAUUUCAUAUCAAACAGCAAGCUAACUGCAGAUGAUAUACACAAUAGAUUCCUUUUACUUAUUGACGAGGGUUUAGAUUUCUACACUAAUCUACAUAUGAAACUUAAUACAAAAUAUAUAAAUACCGUUCAGAAGCAAACAAAUAUUCUGUUACAACACCCAGCAAACAAUAUUAGCAUAGAAAAAGAAGUACCACCACAACGUUCAACGCACAAAUUUGAAUUUAUCGCCAAAGUGGCCGCCCAGAAGCUACUGAUUUGUCUGGGUGACCUUUGUCGCUACAAAACUAAGGAACUGCAAACAAAUGAUUAUACCGACGCAGCCAAAUAUUAUCAGCAAGCACAAGUUUUGAUACCAACAAAUGGCAUUCCCUACAACCAAUUGGCCAUCGUAUCCAUACAUGCGCGCAAGAAAUUUGACGCCGUUUAUUUCCACAUGCGUAGCUUAAUGUCCUCCAAUGCUAUAUAUUCAGCACGUGAGAGCCUUUUGGUUUUGUUCGAUGAGAUUCGUAAAAAGUAUGAAGAGACUGAAUUAAAGAACUCGCCGGUGCAUCAGGGUAGCCCUCAAAAUAAUAGCAGUAGAAAUUCGAAGUCGUUGCGUAAAGAAGUUUGGAUACACGUGGACGGCGUGCGGCGCUUGCAUCAUUCCUCUGAAACGGAUAACAUUAAAAAUAAAAGUGCUGCGCUAAUAGAGGAAAAAAAGUUGAAAACGUUGACAAGCGAAGAGCUGCUGCGUCGAUUUACAUCGCUGUAUUUGUACGUGAUUGGAAAACUAUACACUGGCAUAGGCAUGGAGUCUAUUGUCGAACAGCAACGCAAACUUUUGGCGGAGCUUAAUGUCCUAUUAACUCGCAGCCCAUUCCCAAUGAAACGAUCUCGCCUACUCAAAAUAGUAGCAUUAAAUAUUUUUUUGCUCGAGCACAAUUUGCACAAAGAAUCACGUCGUGAAAUCCGCUACUAUGCAUUUAAUUUUUGCAAUCAGUUCCUUGGUCUGCUCUUACAGAAGUGCAAUCAAUUAUACGAAACAUUCAAAGUUGACAUAUUGGAUAGUGAAAUGCUUUGUCAUGCCGAUCUAAAUACUUUACUACAAUAUAUAAACGUCUAUAUGGACUGGUUGGCGCGUCAUGUGGACAUUUGGGAGUCGGUGCGCAGUGAAGAACAUAUCAUUAUUGAUUGCUGGACCGAAUGGGAGUGCUUUUAUCAAUUUCUUAGACGCAUGAUCGAUAAAUCGGCCAUAAAUAAAUCGCCGCGCCGUGUGUUGGAAGAAGAGGUGUAUUUAUUGGGUUUUACACCAAUCGCGUCCACCACCAAUAACGGCAGUGUGCAGAAGAAUCUUGACAUGCAUACCUCAAAUGAUAGAGAGCAGUUUUUUCCACGAAUUUUAAAAAUAUACGCUUUUCAUAAACAGUAUGAAAAAAAUCAAACGAAAUUGCAAAUGCGCAAUGACACAUUCACAUUGGAAGAGCUGAACGGUGCUAUGGAGAAGGUGUUGUGCACGUUGGAUAGUGACGAAGACGAUAACAGUGAAAAUAUUGUGGUAAACGGCGAAAGCGUGGACUUGACGCUCAAAGAGAUUAACACAACAAAAACUGACCGUAUUGAGGAUGCGCAAAUUUCGCAAUUGUCAAAGAGGAAAAAGGAAUUGGAGGCCCGAUCGAAUGUCAAGAAAAUGUAUAGCGCAAAACUGGAAGAGAUACUCAAAUUCGUCGACACCACGGUAUAUAUAGAAGUGCGCCCGAAGUACCUAAUGCCGGACACAAAUUGUUUUAUAGACUGUCUUGAUGAUUUCCAAAAGCUUAUAAAUGAAUAUAAGCGUUACAUACUCGUUAUACCAUUAACUGUUGUGAAAGAGUUAGACGGUCUUUCUAAGGGCGUAAAAGUGGAAUCUUACCAAAACUCCUUGCAAUUUCAACGCAUCCAUCACUAUGACGACGUGUCCACCUGUGCUAAACGUUCCUUGGACUUUAUACGCAGCGCCAAAAACAAUGUGAAAUGUGCCACUUCAAAGGGUUCUUUCAUCAAUGCUUCGCUAUUUGCACUGUGCGAGGAGGAGAACGUAUCCAAUGAUGAUAAAAUUUUGGCCACCGCGGUGGCACUUUCGAAAACCAUGAGCACUGAGACCAAUAAAGAUGGCAAAUAUUUUAUACAAACCGAGUUUGUAAUGAUCACCACAGAUCGUAAUUUACGCGUGAAAGCGUUGGCGCGCAAUUUGACUGUCAGCGAAAUGGGUGAAUUUUUGAAGUGGGUCAAGGAUUGCCAUACCUAGCACUGUGUAAUCAUUUUAUUUACUAUAUACAAGGAUUUAACCCAAAUAGUUGGUACGCCUGUAUGAAUCACGGAAUUUGUGCAUAUGUGUUUGUGUUGUUGAAUUAAUUUCGCAAACAUACAUAUGCAUUACAAUGGGUGGUUCGACUUCUUAUAUAUAUACAUAUAUACUUACAAUAUACACAAACUUUUACUGCAUACUUAAAUAUAUAAAAAAAUAUAUAUAUAUCUAUAUAUAUUUGUACAACUCGGUGCUAAUAUCUAUAUAGCCAUACUUGAAUUUAUUUGUACAUUUCGAUAACUAUUAUGCAUUCUUUUUUGUAAACUUAUGCAUUGUACCUACAAUUUGUUAAGCGUACAAUCGGGUUUAGGUAGACUUUUAUACAACAUUUUCCGUGUGAAAUUUUAUUACUUCCAAUAAAUGUGAUUUUGCUAUCAGAA
Molecule: messenger RNA, 3744 nt
Organism: Bactrocera neohumeralis
Lineage: Eukaryota; Metazoa; Arthropoda; Insecta; Diptera; Tephritidae
Gene: Smg6
Product: telomerase-binding protein EST1A
Exons: 14
Coding region: 146-3304 (1052 amino acids)
Biological process (GO): nuclear-transcribed mRNA catabolic process, nonsense-mediated decay
Cellular component (GO): telomerase holoenzyme complex
Molecular function (GO): telomeric repeat DNA binding; protein binding; telomerase RNA binding
Source: RefSeq, a predicted model, not a curated record